ACUUCCAGUUAGUCUUCUAUGUAAGAUUGAUAUCUUCAUUGUCUUUUAGUCUCUACUACUAUUUUUUGUGUUACUUAAGCUACAAGUAAGUUGCCGUUUGAUGAAUUUGAUGAGAAUGCAAUUUUCAUGAUUUUUCCUUUUUUAUCAUUAAUUAUUCUGUAUUGUUGGGAUGAAUUUGGUAUGUAUAUACCUGCGCAUCUAAUCGUAAUUUCGUUUAAACAUUAACAACUGCUGUGUGAAUUUGUGUCGAUUUGUUGUGUAUGUACAUAUGACAGUAAUUAGCAUUAACAGAAGUCGAUGACUGGUUGUAAUAAGAAGCGGGCGUUUACAGUUUGAGAACAAGGUUAGUCAUUCAAAAGCGAAUCGCCGAACAAAAUGUGUGUACGGUACAAUCUUGCUAACGUGUGCAUACUGAUCCGUAACGAUCGAGAUCAAGGUGACCAGCAGCACUUCAUGAAGGUUGUAGCAUGCAGUACCUACCUACCCACCUAUCUGCUUACUUACCUACCUACCUACCCAUUAAUUAUAUAAAGGACAUAAAUACUACACAUUAGUACUAACAAUAGGGGCUUCUUUUAAAUGGACCACGAGUUUUUUUUUAAUUGCAAAUUAGUGUGGCAAUCAGUGGGUAGGCUUUUGGAACUCAAAAGUUGGACCUUUCAAAUUGCUAUUAUAUUAACGCUUAUGGGUAAUGACAAAGAUGAAUUAAUUUAAUAAAUUAAUAGCAACGAGCUGGGAGGGUCCAAAGUCAUUAAAAAAAACAUAGUCAACCCAGCUGCGUGAUGUGGUCCAGUGGUUAUAGAUCAUAAGUUCAGGUUUUCUGUGGUAAUAUUGAGUCGUGUAGUAGCAGUAAUAUUCCACAUAGAACCUUUCAUUUUAUCUUCCUUCCUAGCAAUCACCCAGCAUCUAUCUUUGCGAAUCCUGAAAAGAGGUUGAAGGCGUCUUCCACCUUACCUUACCUUACCUUACCUUUUUUUACAGAAUACUCAGUUUUUAAAGCUUACUAAAUUAUUUCCUUCGUUCAGUAGCGCGCUCAUUUGAAGAGCUGUUGAAAAAUCAUUAACACCAGUGAAUUCCGCGCAUUUUUGUAUGUAAAGGUCAAGUUUCAGAGCUUUAUAGAUAUUUUCCAUAACCUCGCAAUAUUAGGUGCGCUUUUGUUGGUUUCUAUAAAUUUUCUGUAUUUUAUGCAGUAAUAAUUCUGUAGCAAGCUUAUUUGAAGAGAUAUUUCAAAACCGUUGGUACCAUUAAAUUCUAAGCAUUUUUAUACAUAGCAGUCAGCUUUUCAGAGCUUAGUAGAUGUUUUCCACUUGCUCGCAAUUUUAGGUGCGCUUUUUUGGAUUAGAUAAAUUUUCUGUAUUUUAUAGAGUAAUAAUUAUGUAGCGGGCUUAUUUGAAGAGAUAUUGGAAAACCGUUAGCACCAUUAAAUUCUACGCACUGUUUUACAUAAUACUCAGCUUUGAGAGCUUUGUAAAUCGUUUCUACUUCCUUGCAAUUUCAAGUGCGCUUUUUUAUGUUUAGAUAAAUUAUCUGUAGUUGUCCAGUAAUAAUUCAGUAUCGGGCUUAUUUGAAGAAUCUUUCGAAAACUGUUAGCACCAUUCAUUUCUACGCACUUUUUUACAUAAUACUCAGCUUUGAGAGCUUUGUAAAUCUUUUCUACUUCCUUGCAAUUUUAGAUGCGCUUUUUUAUGUUGGGAUACAUAAGUUCCUCUAAUAAUUUAGUUGUGAGCUUAACAUGAGAAAACCUUAGUUCGAGUCUAUAAACGAUCUUGAAUAAUUAGCAAUCACUCUUGUUUUCUUUCCAACAUUUUUGUGAGUUAAAGACGGUAAAAGGUAUUAUUAAAACUUUUUCAAACUAAAGUCGCGGUUGUUGAUAUUAAUUACUUGGCCAUCUAUUAGUGUAUUGUAAAUUAAUGGUUAAGCAGAAAUAUCUACCAAGCAUUACAGGGACCUGACAGACGUAUAGUAAAACUGACAAAUUACCUGUAAUAAGGUUAUGUUUAUAUGGGUAUUUAAAUAUACACAACCCAAAUAUUGCUUUUAAAAUGCAAAAAUAUGAGAAAUUAGAAAAAAUCGGUGAAGGUACUUACGGCACAGUAUUCAAAGCUAAAAAUCGUGAAACUCAUGAAAUAGUGGCUUUGAAAAGGGUAAGGUUAGAUGACGACGAUGAAGGUGUACCUUCUUCAGCUCUAAGAGAAAUUUGUUUAUUGAAAGAAUUAAAACAUAAGAAUAUUGUUCGCUUAUACGAUGUAUUACACAGUGAUAAAAAGUUAACAUUAGUGUUUGAGCAUUGCGACCAGGAUUUAAAGAAAUAUUUUGAUAGUUUAAAUGGAGAAAUAGACUUGGAUAUUGUGAAAUCUUUCAUGUACCAACUUCUAAGAGGUUUAGCUUUUUGUCAUAGUAAUAAUGUACUACAUAGAGAUCUGAAACCACAAAAUUUGCUCAUCAAUAAAAAUGGAGAACUUAAACUUGCUGACUUUGGUUUAGCAAGAGCUUUUGGUAUACCAGUAAAAUGUUAUUCUGCAGAAGUUGUUACGCUAUGGUAUAGACCCCCUGAUGUACUCUUUGGUGCUAAAUUAUAUACAACAUCAAUAGAUAUGUGGUCUGCAGGAUGUAUUUUUGCUGAACUAGCUAAUGCAGGAAGACCUCUUUUCCCUGGAUCAGAUGUAGACGAUCAGCUAAGACGGAUUUUCAAACUGCUUGGAACCCCAACUGAAGAGACUUGGCCUACAAUGACUCAGCUACCUGAUUACAAGCCUUUUCCACUUUAUCAACCCAGUAUGAGUUUGGCUCAGGUUGUUCCAAAGUUGGGUAGUAGGGGUCGAGAUCUUCUUCAGCGUCUUUUGGUAUGUAAUCCAAUGCAACGCAUUUCUGCUGAUGAUGCAAUGGCCCAUCCAUAUUUCACUGACUUGAAUCCCACAAUAAAAAAUGAUAGAUGCUAAUAAUUAAAGUAAUUGUGUUCGUUGCAUUUAGAACUAUAAGGACUAAAAGCAUUUAGUGUCGGUUUUUGCUAAAAAAAGAACAGGACCAAUAGUACUUCACAAAGAUCAAUUUUUCCAUAUAUAAAUGAAUAUAAUUUUUACAAUCGAGUAUGUAUAUGUUUUUCUUUACUGUACGUUAGAAUUGAAUUAGGCUUCUUUUUUUUAAGAACAAUAAGUAGAACAUUGUGAUAUUUCACCAAAGUUUGUAAAAAUUUUUUGUUUAUUAUGGAUAUACCUGGUACAUUUUAUUAGUGAAGUAUAUUGUAUGUAUAAAUGUAAAGUUUAAGUACGUAAAAAUGAUAAAACAGCAUUUGUAAAUAAUAAUUUUACAUUUAUCUAUUUAUGUCCAGCGUGUACUUAAAUAAAUAAUUUCCAUAAGAAUAGGAUUGCAAUAAUAAAAAGUCCUUUUUUCGUAUUAAUUUAUUUGUUUAAUUCAACAAGCUUACAUCUAUGCAACAUUUCGGCACACAAACACAUCCAGAGAACACAAUUUAAUUAUUAAUAGCGAAAAAAUGUUGACAUUUAGCUUGCAAGGA
Agrilus planipennis (emerald ash borer) is the source of this 3514-nucleotide messenger RNA. It is a transcript of the gene Cdk5, whose product is annotated as cyclin-dependent-like kinase 5. The record is from RefSeq and is a predicted model, not a curated record. Gene Ontology annotation, cellular component: cytoplasm; nucleus. Gene Ontology annotation, biological process: synaptic vesicle transport; protein phosphorylation; neuron apoptotic process. Lineage: Eukaryota; Metazoa; Arthropoda; Insecta; Coleoptera; Buprestidae. The coding region runs from base 2043 to 2939 and encodes 298 amino acids. The transcript has 3 exons. Gene Ontology annotation, molecular function: cyclin-dependent protein serine/threonine kinase activity; ATP binding.